UGUACUGCUGUAGUCUCAGUGCAUUGUCUUCUCUGCAAACAGUGGUGCGCCUUCGUGCAGACGACAGUUUCUCCAGCACCGCUCCCGUGUUCAGCAUGAGCAAAAUGGAAGUUAAAUGCCUGCUAAACGGAGUUGUUUAGUGCGUCUCAGCGGGACAAGAAUGUCCCAGAAAAGGGACUUGAACUCGAACUCUUACCCAGAUGGGUACAGGGUCCUCAGUACCAGUGAACUACAGGAGCUUCUACAAGAUGAAGACAAAAUAAAUCAGGUCGUGCGACUCAGUGAAAAGUUUCAGGAGCUACAGCUGGACAGGGAAACCUUGUUAGUGACCAAUCGGAGUCUUGCAGAAAAGAGCCUGUCACACCGCCCGCACCUUCAGAAUGGCAAGCUCCAGUUGGCUGCAAAGUACGAGAAGCUAGCAAAGCUGUCCACUGCCUGCAGGGAAAAGCAAAGCCGACUUGAGGCCUUCACACAGAAGCACAGCCCUCAGACUGCCCAGAAUCUACUCCAGGAGGAGGUUGCGCGUGCUGAAGAACAGUCUGAGGAUUUGCUGGAGAGAUUCAUGGAGGGCCACGUCUCCCUUGAGGUAUUCCUGGAUUCCUUUCAAAGCCACAGGAAGACGUACCAUAUCCGCCGCGCUCAAGCCGAGAAGCUCCAGGAGCUAAGCCGACCCGAGAAGAAACCGAAGAAACAAAAAGAGGAGCCAAAGAGGGAGGAGGAGCUUAAAGAGUCCCGCCCCAAAGGCAUUGGUGCUCACGGCCCUCCCCGUGUAUUCCAGCUCCGAUACGGUCUGACCCCGGCCAUCCUGUUGCCCCUCUCCUCUUCUUCUGCUUCAGUCCUACCUCCUCUGGACUCACGCUCAGGCCAGUCUCAGGCCUCGGGGUCUGGGGCUCCUCACUCUUGCCCUGGGCAGCCUGUCGGGCUGAGAGUAAUAGGACAGUUACCUGGCUGGCCGGUGAGACCGGUCCGAUUGCAACAGUUGUACAGACCCAAUCCCCAUCCGUCUGAACCGCCGUGUCGAUAACGGCUAGCACUGUGAAUUUGGUAUGAAAGCAAAGUCCGAGGUCGUCUGCCGUGUCCGCAAUUUACGCAAAUAUCACGUGAAGCCUUCAUUGAGUCAAAACUAAGUGGCUCCAAAAAGUAUUUUGACACAAGUCACACUAAAAAAUGUCUGAAUUUCAAUGCAUUAGAUAUUAAAUCAGGUGGCAUCUGCGAACAAAUGAUGCUAGAGCUUUUCUCAGAAUGAACUUUACUUAGCCAUUUUUGCUAUUCGUUUUAAACAACUGGUCCCAAAGAAAGUUAUAAAGUAAUUUGGUUUGAUUUUUUUUUUUUUUUUUAUCUAAUUCAAUGAGAUUCAUACAUGUUUAAGUUUGGCUAAAUUGUCCAAAUACUUUAGGGGCCACUGAAUAAAAAUUAUGCUGCCAUGAAAUCAAAAAUUCAUGUACCCAAAAAGGGAGGAGAUCGGAAAGCCAUAGAGUAUUUGUUAAUGUUGCUUGUCAUUGUAGCUUGUUCAUUUAAUUCAUUUGUUUUGUAUUUGUGAUUGUUAGGUCUGGAUCUGGCAGGUGUUUAGCUGCUGUUUGUAUGAGGGAAGUGGUCUGUUUCAUGAGAAAUAAACACUGCAUUUUGACUGGAAGGUCUUUUAUGGCCACUCUGAGGCUUGUGAAAUGGCGCCUUUUGUAAUGUUCAUGGUGUUCAAUAAAGUCUAAUCAUGAUGUAUAUUAUUAGCCAAUAUUUGCAGUUAUGCAUCUCAUUGUCUGCCUCAUUGGUGCUGUAGAUAGAUCCGGUUAGAUCUUCACAUAAUUGUUUUUGUUCUUUUCCUGUACGACUUGAAAAAUAUUUUAUACAAGUAUACGAACACAAAUGCUACACAGGCUUGAUUUCAUGCAUUGUUGUGUUUGAAAUUUGUUAGAACCUAAUUUGAGUUCUCACAAGGGCCACCGUGUACUUUACAGUAGUAUCUAAAAUGUAGCGCUAUAGUAGCUUAAACUUUCUCUUUCAAUUGAACUACUCUCAUGGUAUAGCAACAUCUAAAGAGAAUCUUGUUGAGCAUGUUAGUUAAAGUUAACUUUCAUGUUUAUAGACUCAACUGUCUGGUUCCGAAAGUAAAAAUCCCUUUCGUUUUUGUUCUACAAUUGUAAGUGCUUCUGUUAAAGCCAUCUGUCCAGUUUAAUUUUGCAAUAAAAUUGAAUGUAAGAGCGGAAAUCCUGAGGUAGAUCAGCAUAACCCAUGAAUCCUGAAGAGAAGGAUCCACCAAUCGGACAAUCGCAUUAAACCGCGGCAAACAAGGUCCACAACCGAGCCGCUCUUCCUUUGCUCUCAAACUGCUUAUAUAUUUGUAUAUAUCUGCAGAUUUUGGAAUAAAAUUUAAAUAUAUAUUGUUUCUAUACUUAUAAUCAACAAAUUAAAAUGAUUAGUUUCAUAUAUUUCCAUAAUUUUAUUUAUAUUACGUCAUUCGCAGUGCUUCAUGGGGUUGAAGUUCAAUCUCACACUGAAGAUGGCAACUACUCAGUCUUGUAUGUUUGUCUUUUUGUCCGAUUUUCAAAUACUUCUAUGUUUUAAAUUAAAGUUUGUGCUGUUGUAAUUCAACUCAGGGCUGGUUAGUUUGGUUCAUGGAUUAAAAUACUUAAUAUGAAAAAUUUUAUGAAAUCUCUAUACUUUAUACUUUCGGAUCCAAAAUGGCUGAAACUGUGGUUUCAAAGAAAAUUUGAAGGGAACUCUAUUGCACCCUUGUGUACUGAGGUCUGUUACCACCAUAUUAAUGCAAGAACACAUAUUAAGUAAGUACAUGUACACGACCGGCCAUUUACAAUGCUUUGGCCAAGCUAUCAUACCCAUGUUCUCGAACUUGCGUAGAGUCUGUUUCUGGCCUUCUGGUUGAUCAUUUAUUAUUUAGACAGCUGCAGCUCAAGUCUUUGAAAACCCAAGCUUAGCGAAAUGCUUUGUUGUUUCAAGUUUUUCACCCUUCGCUACCGAGUCAGAAGACAAAAUGUAUGGACAGGUUGUUGUCUUUGACUCUGCUCGCAGAUAGCAAUAAUUUUUCUCCAGGGUUGUGCCUUCACUCAAACUGAAGUUAAGUCUGGCUACAAAUACCUCAGAAGCUACUCAAAAUACCUAGGACACAUCGAAAUAAAAAAGGUGAUCGUGCCUUUGGUGUAGCAGCGCCUAAACUUUGGAAUAGUUUUCCUGAACAUAUUAGAGAUGCCGCUAAUGUGCAGGAUUUUAAAAGACAACUUAAAACACAUCUGUUUUCAAUAGCUUUUAAUCAGUGAUAAUUUUUUUUUUAUUAAAUGUGUUGCUGCCUAUGUGAUGCUUACUUUUAAGAUUAGAUCUUUUUUACCUAUUGUGUUAUGUGUUACAAUGUAAAGCACUUUGGUCAACUUGUGUUGUUUUUUAAAUGUGCUAUAUAAAUAAAGUUGCUAUUGCUAUUGCUACAAAUACAUUUGGAUUAACAUAAAAUACCUCUAGGUAGGAAUAUUCUUAUACCAGCUUCAGUGAAAAUUACAUUACACUGUGGGAUCAACUUAUUUAUGGAGAUCCUGUUAUUGAAUGCCUCCUGUGGACAUCAAAAGCUGUUUAUUUGUUAUGACAAAAGAGGGGUU
Messenger RNA from Xyrauchen texanus (razorback sucker), 3599 nucleotides. RefSeq names its product vacuolar protein sorting-associated protein 37D-like. Lineage: Eukaryota; Metazoa; Chordata; Actinopteri; Cypriniformes; Catostomidae. The coding region runs from base 116 to 1024 and encodes 302 amino acids. Gene Ontology annotation, biological process: protein targeting to vacuole; protein targeting to membrane; ubiquitin-dependent protein catabolic process via the multivesicular body sorting pathway. The transcript is spliced from 4 exons. The record is from RefSeq and is a predicted model, not a curated record. Gene Ontology annotation, cellular component: ESCRT I complex.